Messenger RNA from Seriola dumerili (greater amberjack), 2203 nucleotides. RefSeq names its product Scm polycomb group protein like 4. NCBI's taxonomy places the organism in Eukaryota, Metazoa, Chordata, Actinopteri, Carangiformes, Carangidae. The transcript is spliced from 8 exons. The coding region runs from base 119 to 1342 and encodes 407 amino acids. Gene Ontology annotation, molecular function: protein binding. The record is from RefSeq and is a predicted model, not a curated record.
AAUGUCGCACCUGUGGACAAAGACCAAAGGUUAGCAAGUGACUAGUUAGCUAGUCUGACAGCUGACAGGGCAGGACCCCGUCAGCCCAGUGAAACCCAGUGAAAAUAUCAAGCUCCAAAUGAGUGUACCUGCAGCAACGGCACAGAAAUCAGACGGCAACAACAGUGAAAUGCAAUCAGCUGCAGUGGCUCCCUCCUUCAUCCCCAGCCAGACGGGGAAGAUACCGGGCAGGAAGAGAGGGAGACCCCCGCUCCGCAAUGUCGCCAAGAUGGAUUUUCCUAAUCGUUACCCUGAAUCGCUCCCACCACUCAAAGUGCCAAAGAAGAGGGGGAGAAAGCCGGGCUUCAAGCUCAAACCCAGGAUGGUGAUGACGCCGUUGGCUAUUUCUCCACCCAGCAGCACCCCUGAACCCGAUAUGAGCUCCAUUCCUCAGGAUGCCGCCACCAUCCCCCACUCUGCCACGCCCCAGGUGCUCACAGUCUGUAUCUACAUCAACAAGCAGGCCAACACGGGCCCCAACCUGGACAGGAAGAAGAUCCAGCAGCUCCCUGAUCACUUUGGACCCGACAGACCCUCCGUGGUGCUGCAGCAGGCCGUCCAAGGCUGCAUCGACAGCGCCUUCCAGCAGAAAACAGUGUUCACCCUCCUCACGCAAGGCUACGGGGGAGAAAAAAUAUCAGCCACAUUUGAUGGGAAGCAGCACCUUCUCAGCCUCCCCGUGGUGAAUAGCAUCGACUAUGUGCUUCGUUUUCUGAAGAAACUCUGUCGCAGCUUGCACUGUGAAAACCUCUUCAGCGAUCAGCCCAUUACCCAGCACAGUGGUGGCUCCUACCAGUCAGAUGCUGAAACAUCUAUGGCCGAGGACUACCACUUAGACCAGUCGGACGGCAAACGCUACUCCGUGGACCCCGGCGACUCUGCUUUCAGCUCCAUAAGCUCGUCCUACUCACCAAAGUCCUCCUACGGGUUUCGUUCAUCACAGCAGUUCUCCAACGGCUCGGCCUCCAUGAGCAUGUGCAGGCAGUCGUCCACCAGCCCAAACACAUUCCCAGAGAGCAACAGGACAGGAGGUUAUAAUGCAUCUCCAGAGUCCCAGGAGUCCAAAGCUCCACCCAAUAAGGACCCAUCCACCUGGUCUGUGGAAGAUGUUGUCUGGUUCAUCAGGGACGCAGACCCCCAGGCUCUCGGCCCCCAUGCAGACGUCUUUAGAAAACAUGAGAUUGACGGAAACGCUUUGUUACUCCUGAAGAGUGACAUGAUCAUGAAGUACCUCGGACUGAAGCUGGGGCCGGCCUUGAAGCUUUGCUACCACAUCGACAAACUAAAGCAGACUAAGUUCUGAAAACCUUCCACGAUAUAUAUAUAUCUCCUCCCGAGAAUGAAUCCGAGAGCACGUUUGAGUAGGGUCACGUCUGGGGACUUCAGGUCUUAGGUCCCCAGACAUGAGGUGAGUCUCUUUCUUUUGGGUCCCCUUAAAGAAAGUGAGCGUGAGUGUCACUUCCUUUUCUGCCAUAAACAUAUAAAAGCAAAUAAGCUACUACUUUUAAUACUACUUGUACGAUUAAUUUAACUCCUUUUUGCUCAGAAUGAGGAAGAAACACUACUGUAACUUCCUGUAUGAUGCUGAAGCUUUAAAGGUUCAGGCAUUACUGGACAGAUUUGGUCUUUUAUGAAGACGUUUGUAUCCAACAUUUGCAUUUAAACAGGAAAGUGUGAAGAAAAUUGGAGUAGAGUAGUUGGGGUAGAGUAGGGUAAGGAUAGGAUCCAACUUAAUGCUGAUAUUAAUGCUGACAUAAUAGGGCUAACAUAAAUGUUAACUUAUCCAACAUCACCUGCAUUUUAUGUGGCAUCAACCUGGCUGUACCUUUUAAUAUUCAAGUAUGUCUUUCACAGACAACACACUGGGGGGCAGAGGAAACAAAUUAUGGACACAUCACUGUCAUAUCACCUUUUAAGUCGGUUUGGGAACUAGCAGCUAGUCUCUGACUGUGUCUCCCUGCUGUUUGGUGCUGAGCAGGGAGUGUGCGGUGGGUUUUCAUCGCGUUUGUGCUGAGACCAGAUGCCUACUGCGGCUAAAAACGAUGCUAAGAGACACUGAACCAAAACCUUGUGGGCUAGUCAGCUAAAGAGUGAACCGAAACUCGCUAUUAAGCUCUGGAAAGCUGAGUGGUGCUGCAGAUUCAGGUGAAUAUUCUCUGUAGGU